UCAGUCCAUAGGGGGCGGCCAUCUUGAAAACUUUCAAAACAAACAAUCUUCCAUUCACAGUUGUUCUUGUGAGCAGUGUCUAGGUAACCUAGGAAGAUCGUCUACGUGAAGAAGAGCAUCGCCCAAGACGCUCUACUCAUCUAACUACACCAAGAUGCGCGCUGUAUCUACAUACUGCUAGAACUAAGGCACCAGAGAAGCAAGGAAAAACUCAUCGUAUAAAGCGAAAGUGAGCCUUGUGCUAUCAGCCAAGUAUUUUUGGGAACUGGUGUGGAAAGUAAGCAGAGAUGACAGCGUGUAGGCGUGUGUGUGUGGUGGUGGGCAUGGCGGUGGGCAUCAUACUGGGCUUAGCCACACUGCUCAUUAUGGUGGCAGUGAUCAGGGCAGCCACACUAGAGGAUAUUGACUACCAGGAGCUGGGUGUGGACACUGGAGUCACAGAAGAGCUGCCCACUUGGUACCUAGACACACUGCCCCAGCUGAUGGCCCGGGCUCUCUCCAUCCCCACCGUAUCUACUGACGUUGGGCAGUACGACACAGAACAGUUACUGCGCUUCCACCAGUUUCUCAGAGAAAGUUUCCCGGAGGUGUUUAACACUACGUUCAUCAGAGUGGAAGUGAUCAACACUUACAGCCUCCUCUUCACCAUCAUGGGUAAGUCCCAGGAGCUGCAGCCCUACAUGUUGAUGGGUCACAUGGAUGUGGUGCCGGUGGAGGCAGACAAGUGGAUGCAGGACCCCUGGGGCGGCCACAUCCUCCCAGAUCCUCUCACGGGACACUCGUACAUCUGGGGCAGAGGAGCCAUUGAUAACAAACUGAGUGUUAUGGGGAUCAUUAUGGCGCUACAGUACCUGGCCAAGACAGACUUCCAGCCCACACGCUCCUUCUAUGUCGCCUUUGGUCACGACGAGGAGGUGCAUGGAGCAGAUGGUGCGGGUCACAUAGCUAAGGUACUAGAAGCUCGCGGGGUGAAGCUCGACUUUCUACUGGACGAGGGACUCCCAGUACUCGACAAGGUCCUCACCGGCAUGGAUGUUCCCAUCGCCAUGAUCGGCGUGACAGAGAAGGGUUACCUGACUCUUAACAUGGAGGUGGAGGGUGAGGGAGGACACUCGUCCAUUCCGCCCCGCAACUCUGUAAUCGCCCGCCUCGCCGCCGCCGUCAGCAAGCUGGAGACCUACCAGCAACCUGCCAUGUUCGGCCAGGGACCUGAGGCCGACUUCUUCGCCUACAUUGCACCCAAGGCGUCGUGGCCACACAAGCUGGUCUAUGCCAACUUGUGGCUCUUCAAGCCCCUGGUACAGGCGGUGAUGGCCGGCAGGCGCGACACCAACGCUCUAGUCCGCACCACCACCGCAGUCACCAUAGUCCGUGCUGGAACCAAGGAAAAUGUGGUGCCCACAUCAGCCAGUGCUGUGGUGAACCAUCGCAUCCACUCAUCACACAACCUUGAAGACGUCCUUGACUACGACCGUUAUAUUAUCGACGAUCCCACCGUCAAGCUGAAUGUGAAGGACGGGAUGCGUCCUCUCCCUGUGUCACCGUACGGCGCUGAGGUGGACGGAUGGCGACUCAUCACUGCUGCCAUACAUCACCACUUCCCGUCAACCGUCACAGCACCAGCUGUCAUGGUGGCCAACACUGACUCUGUGUACUACUUAAACCUCACUUCCUGCGUCUACCGCUUCUUCCCCAUCAACUUGAAAAGUAAUGACUUAUCACGAAUCCACGGCGCCAACGAGCGCAUCUCCGUCAGCCAGUUCUUACAAGCGACCCGCUUCUACCACAGGGUGAUGGUGUGGGCAGGUGGGGCAGUAUCACGCCCCCACCAUCAAUAAUAUUAGCUCAGUUAAAAGGGUCCCACUGCCUCUGCCUUAGAAACCAGGCUGGAAAUAUUG
Cherax quadricarinatus is the source of this 1898-nucleotide messenger RNA. The record is from RefSeq and is a predicted model, not a curated record. Lineage: Eukaryota; Metazoa; Arthropoda; Malacostraca; Decapoda; Parastacidae.